Messenger RNA from Durotheca rogersii, 3291 nucleotides. RefSeq names its product potassium/sodium eff. Bases 1 to 3291 code for a protein of 1096 amino acids. Gene Ontology annotation, biological process: calcium ion transmembrane transport; intracellular calcium ion homeostasis. The record is from RefSeq and is a predicted model, not a curated record. The transcript has 5 exons. Lineage: Eukaryota; Fungi; Ascomycota; Sordariomycetes; Xylariales; Xylariaceae. Gene Ontology annotation, cellular component: plasma membrane. Gene Ontology annotation, molecular function: ATP hydrolysis activity; ATP binding; P-type calcium transporter activity.
AUGGCUGGCCAAUUUGAGCGCCACCCAUUCCUUCUGCCGGUCCAAGAUGUUGCGAAGGCGCUGGAGGUAGACCUCGACAGAGGUCUGUCGUCCGCGCAGGUGACGCAACUCCAGGCAAAGUAUCCGCCCAACGAGUUGGACGUGGGCGGAGCUAUCCCUUGGUACAAGAUCUUCCUUAAGCAGCUGUUCAAUGCCAUGAUUCUGGUCUUGUUUUUUGCCAUGGCUCUGAGUUUCGCCGUCCGGGAUUGGGUAGAGGGUAGCGUUCUGCUUGCCGUCAUCAUUCUCAACGUCUCUAUCGGAUUUUACCAGGAGUAUGGCGCGGAGAAGAAGAUGGAUGCCCUUAGAGCUCUCUCUGCCCCCAGCGCCAUGGUGCUCCGUAACGGGAGGACCGAGGUCAUCCCCAACGCCGAAGUCGUACCGGGCGACGUUAUCAUCCUGAAAAUGGGUGACACCGUUCCUGCCGACCUCCGUCUCUUCGAAGCCAUGAACCUCGCUGCUGACGAGCAAUCUCUCACCGGGGAAUCCGUAGCCGCUGAAAAGAUUGUGGAGCAUUUGGAAAACGAAGAACUGGGCAUCGGCGACAGGAUCAAUAUCGCUUAUGGUACUACCACUGUCCGGAAGGGCCGUGGCCGUGGCGUCGUCAUAUCUACCGGCAUGCAGACCGAAGUCGGCAAGAUUGCUGCUUCGACUACUAGGAAGCACCCCAAGCCUGGCCGUUCCAUGAAUUACAAGAAGUAUGGGGGGCGGCAAGUUGCCGUGGGUCUGACCAAGCGUAUCUACGAUUUUGUCGGCAAGUUCCUUGGUCUGACUGAAGGGACGCCCCUCCAGAGAAAGCUGUCGGGGUUGGCUUAUAUACUUUUUGCAUGUGCCCUGCUGCUUGCCGUCAUUGUCUUUGCUGUUAGCAAAUUCGUCGUCCCUCCGGAAGUUGUCAUUUACGCUAUUAGCACGGGUAUCGCCAUCAUUCCAGAGUCUCUCGUUGCCGUUCUCACUAUCACCAUGGUUGUUGCCGUGACCGUCAUGCGCAAAGCCAAUGUCGUUGUCCGAGACUUGUCCGCCCUCGAGGCACUUGGCGGCGUCACCAAUAUCUGCUCUGACAAGACGGGCACUCUGACGCAAGGCGCUAUGAUAGUCCGAAAAGUAUGGAUUCCGUCCAAAUUGAUCUAUACGGUCAAGGAUUCCAAGCACCCAAGCGAUCCGACCGAGGGGACGGUCACGGUCUCGGAGGCUGACGACCAAGUGCAAGAACCUGAGAAGCGAGAUUUCGAUCAGGAGCGCAGCGCGGCGGUCCUGAAAUUCGACGUUCCGGACGAGAAGCUCAACCCUCCCAAGCCCCAGAAGGAUGAUGGGAAAGAGGCCACCAUGACGCCCGAGCUACAAGCCUUCCUCCUUUCCGCGGCUCUGUGCAACCUGGCUACCGUUAGGCAUGACCGAGAGGCCGGUCCCGACCAGCCCGAAUGGAAAGUAACCGGCGAACCCACGGAGAUUGCUCUGCAAGUAUUCGCGUACCGUUUCCAGCGGGGCAAGAGGGUUAUGGAAGCCGAAGGCUGGAAGCAAGUUGCCGAGUUCCCCUUUGAUAGCAGCAUCAAGCGCAUGUCUGUGGUUUACAACGGCCCGGAUAUCGAUCACAGCGUGAUAUUUACCAAGGGUGCCGUCGAACGGGUGCUCGACCUCUGCUCUACUGUCGGUAUCGGGAGUGCCCAGGAGCCCAUGACUGACGAAUACAAAGAGCGAAUCUUGAAGCAGAUGAACACUUUUGCCAGCCACGGCCAGCGCGUUCUUGCUAUCGCCACGCGACAAUGGCAAGGGAGAUACGAAAACAAGACUGCUCCCGCCAGCAGUGAAAGCGAUGAUGCCCUUCGCCAACGCGUGGAGACUGACCUUACGCUCUUGGGUUUGGCAGGAAUCUAUGACCCUCCGCGCAAAGAAACUACACCUGCCAUUGCUGAAUGUUCUUCCGCUGGUAUCAAGGUACAUAUGUUGACUGGAGAUCAUCCUGCGACCGCCGAGGCCAUAGCCAAGGAGGUGGGCAUCAUCCCCAGGAACCUCGGCAUCCUAGGCCAAGACGUGGCGAAUGCGAUCGUGCAGAAGGCGAGCGACUUCGAUAAACUCACGGACGAAGAGAUAGACGCUUUGCCCGAACUUCCCCUUGUCCUUGCCCGUUGCGCGCCGGAUACCAAGACUCGCAUGAUCGAAGCUCUGCGCCGUCGGUCGGCUUUCAUGGCUAUGACAGGCGACGGCGUCAAUGACGCGCCGUCUCUAUCUCGCGCUGACGUCGGAAUCGCUAUGGGCUCCGGGUCUGAUGUGGCUAAGUCCGCGGCCAAGAUCGUGCUAACUGACGACAAAUUCAACUCGAUCGUCGCGGCUAUCCGCGAGGGUCGACGCAUGUUCGACAACAUCCAGAAGUUCAUCCUACACUUGCUCACGUCUAACGUGGGAGAGGUCAUCUUGCUUAUCUGCGGUCUAGGCUUCCAGGAUGAAUCGGGCAUUUCGGUGUUCCCCAUCUCCCCUCUCGAGAUUCUCUGGAUCAACAUGCUCACGUCGUCUUUCCCCGCUUUCGGUCUCGGUCGUGAGCGAGCCUCCCGCGACGUGAUGCGCAAGCCCCCGCACGACAGCAAGCGCGGUGUGUUCACCAACCAGAUCAUAAUUGAUAUGCUCGUGUAUGGGCUUCUCAUGGGCAUCUUAUCACUGAUGACCUUCGUCAUCAUCAUCUACGGAGUAAACGACGGGCAGCUAGGACGUGAUUGCAACUCUCACUUCACGGAUCAGUGCGAAGCCGUGUUCCGAGCGCGAGCGACCGUAUUCGCCGAGAUCACCUGGCUCAUUCUCAUCAGCGCAUGGGAGUUCAAGGACAUGCGGCGGUCGAUGUUCCGACUCAACCCUGACAACCACUCCAAGUUCGCCUUCUUCCAAGACCUCUACGAGAAUAAGUUCUUGUUCUGGGCCGUGGUUAUCGGGGCGGUCAGCGUGUUCCCUGUCGUGUACAUCCCCGUGGUCAACACCAGCGUCUUCAAGCACAAGGGGAUCAGCUGGGAGUGGAGUCUGGCUGUCGCGGCGACCAUCAUCUUCGUCGCCGGCAUGGAGCUCUGGAAGCUGACCAAGCGCCACUUCAGGCUUCUCGAGGAUGCUGCCGUGGUUCGGGGCGCCUUCUCGCAAGGUAGCGAGGAACACGGGAGGAAGUUCCCCCACACGAUGAGCUUCAGCAGCUUGAAGAGUUGGCGCAGUAUCGGGAGGAGGGACACUGGCGAGACCCGCGCCAGCACGAGAGAGAAGAAGGACACGAGCGCCGUAUAA